Messenger RNA from Camponotus floridanus (Florida carpenter ant), 708 nucleotides. RefSeq names its product Prothoracicotropic hormone. The transcript is spliced from 4 exons. The record is from RefSeq and is a predicted model, not a curated record. The coding region runs from base 1 to 603 and encodes 200 amino acids. Lineage: Eukaryota; Metazoa; Arthropoda; Insecta; Hymenoptera; Formicidae. Gene Ontology annotation, molecular function: prothoracicotrophic hormone activity.
AUGUUAGAGAUGUGUCUUCAGUCUACGGUGACGACUCGUGCUAGACGUGUCCUAGAAAGGAUGAAGCUCCUUAUUCUUUGUGUAAUGGUCCACGGCUUGCUGGCGGAGGGUCCGGGACAAGUCCUGUGGAAGGAACAGGUCGUCGCGCCGGAGUUUCUGCUGGACGAUCGCGAGGACAUCGCGAGUAACCGGAAUGCUUUCUUUUACGAGGACAAGCGCAGCUUCCGUCCCGAGGGGCUCGGCGAGCAGGUUAAACGGAUCGCCGGUGCCGAGGAUGUCGGUCUACAACCGCGCCUUGUAACGAGAUCCCUGCAAUGCACCUGCGAGACGGAGUACGAAUAUAGAAACCUAGGCGAGGGACACUAUCCGAGGUAUCUGACCACGUCGCAUUGCAAGCCGAAAGCCUGCCAGAACAAGUUCAAUUCCUGUCGACUGCUUUACUACAAGGUUCACAUACUGAGUCAACGUGAUUUGAACGGAUUAAGCGAUGAUCGUUACUCAGAUGAUAGUGAGACGGAAACGCCGCUUCCGGAAGCUCUCCGUCACAAGUGGCAACUGAAGCCAAUGAAGAUCCCAGUCGCGUGUGUGCCGGCGACAGGAUAGAAGAGAUUCAUGUACAUGGCCAUCUCGGAUGUGCCAGCUCGAUCGAGGAGAUAGGAUCUAGCAAUCUUCGUCGACUGCGUUCUUUUUCCUUUUUUUUUUUUUUUU